GGCCGAUCUUCCAAGGUUCUCGCAUUCCGCAAGCAGACCAUGGGCUACAUUGGCGUCAGCGGGGCUCCGCUCAUCCUCAUGCUGGGCGACUCGAUCACGGAGAUCGCAUCGGACCCCCGCCGCCAGGGCUUCCAGGCGCAGCUCAUGGCCGACUACGUGCGCAAGGCCGACGUCGUGAACCGGGGCAUCUCGGCAUGGACGACCACAAAGUGGCUGCGCGUGCUCCCCGACCUGAUUGCCGAGUGGAAGAACAAGCAGCCGAUGCUUGUCGUGAUCUUCCUCGGCGCCAACGAUGCGUCGCUGCCGGACGGUCCAUCGCACGCCAGCUACGCGUCGAUCGCCGACUACAAGGCCAACCUGCGCCGUCUGAUCGCGUCCUUCAGCGACGCGUAUCCGCAGUGCAAGUACCUCCUCUUGACGCCGCCGCCCGUCGACAACCGCGCGUGGAGUCCAGCCGAUAAGCUCGACGCGGUCACGGCCAUGUACGCAGCCGCCUGCAUGGACGUCGCCGGCGAGCUCCAGAUUCCAGCCAUCGACUUUUACAGCGCAAUGCAUGGGCAAUGGGAUCUCUUUGGUGACGGCCUCCACUUCAACGCCAAGGGCAUGGUACGUGCGCACGAGAUGAUCACGUCUGCGAUCAAGCACGCGUACCCGCACAUGACGCCCGACGCGCUGCCGUACGAAUUUCAAAUCUAAUCGCACCAGAUAAUGUUUCUGCCAGAUUGCAAUACCACUACCAACCAGAUUCAGACCGUGAAAGGUCAUUAUUGUUGAAUCAGACUAGAAUACAAACGGAA
Saprolegnia diclina VS20 is the source of this 797-nucleotide messenger RNA. RefSeq lists its product as hypothetical. Lineage: Eukaryota; Oomycota; Saprolegniomycetes; Saprolegniales; Saprolegniaceae. The record is from RefSeq and is a predicted model, not a curated record. Bases 40 to 696 code for a protein of 218 amino acids. The transcript is spliced from 2 exons.